Molecule: messenger RNA, 2036 nt
Organism: Raphanus sativus (radish)
Lineage: Eukaryota; Viridiplantae; Streptophyta; Magnoliopsida; Brassicales; Brassicaceae
Product: RNA polymerase sigma factor sigE, chloroplastic/mitochondrial
Exons: 6
Coding region: 197-1744 (515 amino acids)
Biological process (GO): DNA-templated transcription initiation; regulation of DNA-templated transcription
Molecular function (GO): DNA-binding transcription factor activity
Source: RefSeq, a predicted model, not a curated record
GUCAUUAACAAGUGGACACACGUAGAACUAGGCCUACGUAGAACAUUCAGAGACACAUAUUUUAAUAUUCCACUCCAAUUUUUAAAUUCUCUUUUCUAUUUAAAAAAUCAAUGAAGCAGAAUCUCAUCGAACGAAGAAUCUCAGAUACGGCAAAGCGAACUUUGAUAUUGAAGCUGCAUAGGGAUUAGGUUUUGUGAUGGGAGUUGUGUUUAUUUCGAGUUCCGCUGCAAGAUCUCCUCUAGGGUUAAGCACUGAUCUCUUGACGCAUCGGUCUUCACUCAAAAAGCUGCCGUCCAUUGUUGCUUUCAAAGCUGAUGAUUCCACGAGCAACUCAUCUUUGAUCGUUCCUCCUGAACAAGUUUUGGAGAAGCAAAAGGAGAAGAGAGUAGUAGUAACUAGGAGGAAGCCGAAGGCACCGAAUCAAAACUUGGCUCCUUCGUGUCCGUUAGGAGUGGAUUACAACGAAGCUGCUGCUAGACUAGAAAGCAUUUACAAACUCAGCCCUCCUGCAACAACACUGGAGGAGGAUGGUAUCGACGGCGGCGGCUCCAAAGGGAAAGUUUCACGGAGGAGGAAGAGGAAAGAGAGUGGUGGUGGUGUUGAAGAGAAGAAAGUAGUAGUUGUGAUCAGGAGUAAUGGGGGGAAGAAGGAAAAGAGACUGGAUCUUGAUAAACGGAUCGCGUUGAAGAGAAACGUUCAGGAGAAACAAGUUAUCGUUUCGGCUCAUAAGAAAGUAACAAAGAGGCAGCAAGAGGAAGAGGAGAAGAUGAAGAGGCUUGUGAGAGACUACUCUGCUUCUAAUGAUGUAGUCAGCUUGGACUGGAAGAAAAUGAAGAUACCUCCUGUUCUUUCUUCUUCUGAACAUGUUUGGUUGUUUAAGUUGAUGCAACCUAUGAAGGCUCUUCUUCAAGUGAAAGAUGAAUUGCAACAGAGCUUGGGAAGAGAGCCUAGGGAAGCUGAAAUAGCUGGAGAGAUCAAUAUGAGUGUGGCUGAAGUGAAAAUGAAAAUCAAAGUUGGUAAAGCUGCAAGGAACAAACUUAUUAAGCACAAUCUCCGCCUUGUUUUGUUUGUUAUGAACAAAUACUUUCAAGAUUUCACCAACGGACCGAAGUUCCAGGACCUCUGUCAAGCCGGUAUGAGAGGGCUUAUCACAGCAAUAGACCGGUUUGAACCGAAAAGGAAGUUUCGUCUUUCCACUUAUGGUUUGUUUUGGAUUAGACAUGCCAUCAUACGGUCUAUGACAACCUCAAACUUUACUCGUGUCCCAUUUGGACUUGAAUCGGUUAGAGUUGAGAUCUAUAAAGCAAAGAUGGAGCUAUUGUUUGAGCUAGGAAUACUCCCUACAGAGGAAGAGGUAGUUGAGAGACUCAAGAUAUCACCUGAGAGAUACCGUGAAGUCUUGAGAGCUGCUAAUCCGGUUUACUCGCUGAACUCAAAACAUUCGGUUACUCAAGAAGAGUUCAUCAAUGGAAUCACAGAUGUUGAUGGUGUAGGAGCUGAUGACAGGAGACAACCUGCUCUUCUCAGGCUCGCUCUCGACGACGUGCUGGAUUCGUUGAAGCCUAAAGAGAGUCUUGUUAUUCGACAAAGAUACGGUCUUGAUGGGAAAGGAGACAGGACACUAGGAGAGAUAGCUGGUAAUCUCAACAUCUCUAGAGAAAUGGUGAGGAAACAUGAAGUCAAAGCCUUGAUGAAGCUCAAGCAUCAGGCUCGUGUUGAUUACCUUCGUCAAUACAUCAUCUGAAAACCAAAUCAAACCAAAUCAAACCAAAUCAAACCGAACAGAACCGCCUCACUCAACCAUUUGAGCGCGUACUUGGUAUGAUUCCUACUUCAAACCGUCUUAUAACGUUGGUAUAGUUUGUGUAUAUGUUAAUCAGAGUUACUUAUAGCUGCGUAAAUUUGAUCCGUGAAUAGUAAAUGUUGUAUUAUAUCAUUGUACUAAACAGAUACCAAAAAGUUAUACAUGUAAAGUCCGAGACUUGGUAUACAAUAUGUUACAAAACCGAGCCAGUAUUAUCUGUUGUUUCCUUUUA